GGGCUGAAUGUUUUCCUGUUUGUGCAUGCCUUCCUGUCAUUUGAGAGUAACAAGUACUACUACACAAGACAAAUCCUGGGGUUGGCAUUGGCCUGGGCCCAAGCCUCUGCUUGCAGCUUGCAUUUUAACAGCAUGCUGAUCCUGCUUCCCGUGUGUCGAAAUUUGCUGUCCUUCCUGAGAGGCACCUGCUCACUGAGUCCCAGCCAACUGCGCACCCUGGGAAAGCAACUGGAUCACAACCUCACCUUCCACAAGCUGGUGGCAUAUAUAAUCUGCCUACUGGCUAUUCACAUCACCACACACCUGUUUAACUUUGAACGAUAUAGCAGAAGCCGACAGGCCACAGAUGGAUCCCUUGCUUCCAUUCUCUCCAACCUAUCUCAUCAGGAGAAAAAUUCUUGGCUAAAUCCCAUCCAGUCCUCAAACACGACAAUGGAGUAUGUGACAUUCACCCACAUUGCUGGUGUCACUGGAGUGAUCAUCACAAUAGCUCUAGUUCUCAUGGUGACUUUAGCUAUGGAAUUUAUCCGGAAGAGUUAUUCUGAGGUCUUCUGGUAUACACACCAUAUUUUUAUCAUGUACUUCAUUGGCUUAGGGAUUCAUGGCCUUGGUGGACUUGUCCGGGAUCAAACAGAAAAGAACAUGGAUGAGAAUCAUCCUCACAAGUGUGCAGAGUUUUUUGAGAAGUGGAACGAUCCUGACUCCCACUGCAAGCCUCCCCAAUUUGAAGGGCUCCCCGCUGAGUCUUGGAAGUGGAUCCUUACACCAGUCAUUAUUUACAUCUUUGAAAGGAUUCUCCGAUUUUAUCGCUCCCAGCAGAAGGUUGUGAUUACCAAGGUGGUCAUGUACCCAUCCAAAGUUUUGGAAUUGCAGAUGCACAAAAAUGGCUUCAGCAUGGAAGUGGGAUGGUAUAUUUUUGUUAAUUGCCCCUCAGUCUCUUACCUGGAGUGGCAUCCCUUUACCCUGACCUCUGCUCCAGAGGAGGACUUAUUUUCCAUUCAUAUCUGAGCAGUGGGGGACUGGACAGAAAAUCUCAUAAGGGCUUUUGAACAACAGAAUUCACCAGUUCCCAGGAUCAAGGUGGAUGGUCCCUUUGGCACUGUCAGUGAGGAUGUCUUCCAGUAUGAAGUGGCUGUGUUGGUCGGAGCAGGAAUUGGGGUCACCCCCUUUGCUUCCAUCUUGAAAUCCAUCUGGUACAAAUUCCGGAAUGCAAAUCACAACCUCAAAACACAAACGAUCUAUUUCUACUGGAUCUACAGGGAGACAGGUGCGUUUGCUUGGUUCAAUGACCUAUUGGUUUCCCUGGAACAGGAGAUGGAGGAAUUAGGCAAAGUGGGUUUCCUAAACUACCGUCUUUUCCUCACCGGAUGGGACUGCAACUUUGCUGGUCAUGCAGCAUUAAGCUUUGACAAGGCCACUGAUAUCCUGACAGGUCUGAAACAGAAAACCUCCUUUGGGAGACCUAUGUGGGACAAUGAGUUUUCUACAAUAGCUACCACCCACCCCAAGUCGGCGGUGGGAGUCUUCCUAUGUGGUCCUCAGACUUUGGCAAAGAGCCUGUGCAAAUGCUGUCAUCAGUACUCCAGCCUGGAUCCUAGGAAGGUUCAAUUCUACUUCAACAAUGAAAAUUUCUGAAUUAUAAGAAUAAGGAUGGCAAUCUGCAUUUAGCCUCUGUAUCUUCAACAAUUUACUUGGUCUGGUCAGGUUUGGGCAACCACUUAAGGACAAUAACAUGUUUCUUUCAAGCCUUGACUCCCUGGUAUUCUUUUUUGAUUGGACUCAACUUCGUCAUCACUGAGCUUCAUGGACCUAAGAACUUCAGAAGUCACAAUAAUUGCAAAGCCCAUGGAUCCUUUCUCGGGAAAACAACUGUAAAUCCUUCUGGAAUGCCAUGAUUGAAACAAGGCUUGAUGGGAGACGUGGUUGACAGUUACACAAUUUAACUCCAGGUGAUUUUGUUGAUUCCAAGUGUUACUGUCUCCUGGACUCUGGGUCACAUUCUCCUCUCCCUCCCACCCACAAAGAAGAUUUCUAAGUAGGGUGAUUUUUUUUAAAUAAAAAUUUAUUAAAGAAUUAAUGACAAAACAUAAUAAUAAGCAUAAAUAGUAAAACAACAAACAUAGAAUUACCAAGAACUCAAUACCUAUAUAACACUAUGUACAUUCUUACUGUUAAACAUGGUCUUAUCCAGUGUGAACAGCAAUUUAUGCUUUACUUAUUUUUGCUUGUCAAAAAAUGAAGGAUUUUCUUCUUUGCUUAAUGAAUAAAUCUUUUGUUACUUUA
Molecule: messenger RNA, 2283 nt
Organism: Orcinus orca (killer whale)
Lineage: Eukaryota; Metazoa; Chordata; Mammalia; Artiodactyla; Delphinidae
Gene: NOX1
Product: NADPH oxidase 1
Biological process (GO): superoxide anion generation; defense response
Cellular component (GO): plasma membrane; NADPH oxidase complex
Molecular function (GO): superoxide-generating NAD(P)H oxidase activity
Source: RefSeq, a predicted model, not a curated record